UAGUUUGGUUUAGAUGCUUUGUGAUAUUCCACCUUCAGCCUAUUAUUCUACUUAAAUGCGAAGAAAUACUUUUGUGACAGCCUGGGUGAAUCAAGUUGUGUGUGAUACAUGUGGAUGUGGGAUAUAUAAUAUUAUGUUUUGAAUCAACUGUACUUCUAAAGGCUGAAACAUUCUAUCUUGUUUGAAGUGAAGUCAACAUCUUGAUUCUUCAUUAGGAAAGGUAGUUUUUCCUUGAAAAACCCUAGCCAUUUCUGCAAUCUAUUUCACCUACAGCAGAAGACAGAGAUAGAGAGACGGCUUGAAAAUAUGCAAAGUGAGAGAGAAAUUGUGGGGAAGGAGAGAGUAUGUGUUACAGGUGCAGGUGGAUUUAUAGCAUCUUGGAUUGUAAAGCUUCUCCUUUCUAAAGGCUACAUGGUACAUGGAACUGUUAGAGAUCCAAGUGAUGAAAAGAAUGCUCAUUUGACACUUUUGGACAAUGCCACUGAGAACCUCCAACUUUUCAAGGCAGACUUGCAGGACUACAACAGCCUCUGUGGUGCCAUUGCAGGAUGCACUGGAGUUUUCCAUGUUGCUAGCCCAGUUCCUGCUGGUCGCGCAGCCAACCGAGGUGGAAGUUAUCGAGCCUGUUAUGAGGGGGACGAGAAAUAUUUUAAUGGCAUGCAGUGAGAUAAAAGUGAAGAGGCUUGUGGUUGUAUCAUCGGUUGUUUCUGUUAUUAAGAACCCUGAUUGGCCGAAGGAUCAACCCAUGGAUGAGUCAUGCUGGUCUGAUGAGGAGCACUGCAGAAAAACUGAGAACUGGUACUACUUCGCCAAAACAGCCUCGGAAAGGGAGGCACUGGAGUAUUCAAAGAAAAAUGAUCUUGAUGUUAUAACAAUUUGUCCGUCUGUUGCUCUUGGGCCAAUGUUGCAGUCCACAGUGAAUUCUAGUAGCAUGAUUCUCAUCAAGAUUUUGAAAGAUGGAUGUGAGAGAAUGUUCAUCAUUGUACGGCUGGUAGUUGAUGUGCGUGAUUUUGCUGAAGCUGUAUUGUUAGUAUAUGAGAAGCCUGAAGCAGAAGGGAGGUAUCUUUGUUCAGCACCCUCAGUCGAAAGACACGACUUCAUCGACAAGCUAAAGAAUAUCUAUCCAAAGUUCAGCUGCUUGCCAAUGACUCCCGGAGAAGAGAAGGGUCAGGAGUUGAAUUGUGAAAAACUACAGAAGUUGGGAUGGACAGCCAGACCUUUAGAAGAGACACUCCUUGACUCUGUUCAAGAUUACCUAGAGAAGGAAAUCUUAGAAAAGCAUUUUUAAAAACGUACGAAUCAUUCAUCCAAUGUUUCUUGGAUACAUAUCACGUCCUUGGAUACAUAUCACGUCCUUGCAGUCUGUUAAAAGUCGUUAAUUUUCUUCUCAUAAGUUGGUUGAAAUUAUUGAAUGUUGGUACAAAAAUUGAAUGACUUCUAAAACAAUAUGAUUUGCUUUUAUAAGUAUGAAUAA
Molecule: messenger RNA, 1474 nt
Organism: Papaver somniferum (opium poppy)
Lineage: Eukaryota; Viridiplantae; Streptophyta; Magnoliopsida; Ranunculales; Papaveraceae
Product: cinnamoyl-CoA reductase 2-like
Exons: 7
Coding region: 476-1288 (270 amino acids)
Molecular function (GO): oxidoreductase activity, acting on the CH-OH group of donors, NAD or NADP as acceptor
Source: RefSeq, a predicted model, not a curated record